UCUCUUUUGCGGUUUUCUUAAGCGGAUACAACAUGAACGUUAUCGGCACCUCUAUUCUCUUCGCUCUGGCUCUAGGGUCCACAUAUGCAGGAUUUGCAGAGAGUGAAGGCCACGGGCUUGGUGGCGACGGAGGCGGCUAUGAUCUAGGUGGCGGCCACGACCUUGGUGGAGGUCAAGACUUUGGGGGAGGCGAUCACGGGUGGCAGUCGGGUGGUGGGGAAAGUCACAGUAUAGAACACCAUCAGGCACCAACCAAGACCUUUGAACACACCAAAGCCGUACCCGUACACGUUGUUAAGAAAGUGGGUGUACCAGUUCCACAUCCGGUAGGAGUUCCAGUGCCUCAAGUGGUGAAGGUCCCAGUACCGCAGCCUUAUCCAGUUCACAUAAACGUACCCCAGCCGAUUCCCAUUCCUAUUUACAAACUGGUGCCACAAGAAAUUGAAAAGAAGGUACCUAUUCACGUGGAGAAGCUAGUCCCGGUGUACAUAAAAAAGCCAUACAAGGUAGAAAUCGAAAAACACUACCCGGUCCAUGUCUCCAAACCAUACCCAGUCCACGUCCCAGUAUAUAAACACGUAUACCAUGAAGUGAAACACGAGAAAUAUGUCGAUCAUGGCGGCAAAGGAUGGCAUUAAAUGUUAAACGUAACUUAUCAUCAUCCCCAUUGUCCCAUAAUAUUCGCCCUCAUCUUCUUUCUAAGUCAU
Cylas formicarius (sweet potato weevil) is the source of this 707-nucleotide messenger RNA. RefSeq names its product cuticle protein 79-like. Lineage: Eukaryota; Metazoa; Arthropoda; Insecta; Coleoptera; Brentidae. The record is from RefSeq and is a predicted model, not a curated record. Bases 33 to 638 code for a protein of 201 amino acids. The transcript is spliced from 2 exons.